Molecule: messenger RNA, 1119 nt
Organism: Mycena indigotica
Lineage: Eukaryota; Fungi; Basidiomycota; Agaricomycetes; Agaricales; Mycenaceae
Exons: 6
Coding region: 1-1119 (372 amino acids)
Source: RefSeq, a predicted model, not a curated record
AUGUUUUCGCCUCUGUUAUUCGGCGCGUCCUUGUUCGCCACCGUCCAUGCCGCCUCGUCCUCUUUCCCUGCAGGCGUUAUCGCUACUGGGACACAAGGGGUCACGAACCCGCCGGUCCCGACCAUGGGGACACCUGUGAACCAAUCGAGCAUGGCACGACUCCUCACCAUCAACUCUAUUGACGACUUUUGCAUUUUUGCGCCGCCAACUGUAUCCGAUAUUGGCAACUCAGAGACGGAAGAAGUGGCCUGGUGUACUAAAGCACGGAAUAACGCUCGUAUCAUCCCCGAUGGUACUCUGACUGGGGUCUCUUUCCUGCGAAAUUCGUUCUACGUUCAAGUCUUGGGAUUUGGAGACUUCACCAAACUCAACAUACCCGCAGGCGACCAAGGUGGAGAACUCGAUCCGCAUGGCGCGACUGGAGCUGGCAAUCCUGUUGGUGGAAACGUUACGACCAACAUUGUGGACAAUGUCGAUGAACCAAUAGCAGAGUGGAUGCUCUUCAUAAGCGACACCAUGUUCUGCAUCCGAGCAUGCGUCAACGCCAAUGCAACCUACGACGCGGCUCAUAUGUGUUGGCACGAAUUGGAUGAAAUGGGUUGCGAGUUCGUCAUGCCCGGAAACUACAACUUCAACGGAACUUUCGAGACCUGUGAUGCCGACAUUGCCUACCCGCCAGGCUGGUACCCCUCCGUCGACGCCAGCGGCUCAACUUCUUUCUCCACAUUCGCUCAAUUCUUCACUGGCGUCUUCACUGGCGCAAACGGCCAGCCAACUGGCUUUACUGUGGGCGACACUGUCACCCCGACUGCACCAGCAAGCAUCCCCAGCUCGUCAAAUUGUGUCACUACCCCAACGAUUUCCAAUGGGAUUCAGUUGAAUGGCGCUGGGUCACCAACAAGUACCAGUUCGGUUGCAGGUGGGGGUGGUCCGGCUUCUGGAGCGGGAGGGCAAAGCGGGUCAACAGGAACAAGUUCAGGUCCUCAACCUACCGACUCUGGUAACGCUGCCUCGCGCGCAGCACGAGUCGGAGGAACGGAAGGAGAAUUUACCAUCAUCGCUCUCUUCGCGACUUUGGUAUAUUCUUACAGUGGGCUUGGACUUCAUGAACUUAGCUAG